This is a messenger RNA of Puntigrus tetrazona (Sumatra barb), 6955 nucleotides long. RefSeq names its product early endosome antigen 1 (gene eea1). Gene Ontology annotation, molecular function: 1-phosphatidylinositol binding; metal ion binding. The coding region runs from base 139 to 4347 and encodes 1402 amino acids. Gene Ontology annotation, biological process: endocytosis. Gene Ontology annotation, cellular component: early endosome. The transcript has 30 exons. The record is from RefSeq and is a predicted model, not a curated record. NCBI's taxonomy places the organism in Eukaryota, Metazoa, Chordata, Actinopteri, Cypriniformes, Cyprinidae.
UCGAAAAACGGGUGGGCUUGUACAGAAGCAGCAGUGUGAGUCUGCAGGUGUCAACAACAAAAUAAUAAAACACACCCUCAUUAGCACAAAACUUUUAAGAUUUGAUUUUUCAUAGUUCUAACCAGAGAAAGGACCAGAAUGUUAAGACGAAUAUUACAGAUGACUCCUGGGAAAGGAGGCUCCCAGAGCUCAGAGUCUGAGCAGCCGUCUGCUGAUAUGAAUAAUGAGUCCUCAGAGGGCUUCAUUUGUCCCCAGUGUAUGAAGUCACAUAACUCUGCUGAAGAGCUCUUCAAACAUUAUGAGGUGUUCCAUGAGCCAGGAGACCAGCCGUCCCCCUUCACCCCUGGCAGGGAGGAUCUAGCCCUUCUUCGACAGGAAGUCCAAGAUUUACAGGCUUCACUGAAGGAGGAACGCUGGUUUUCUGAAGAAUUGAAAAAAGAAUUAGACAAAGUACAAGGACAGAUAACAACUAACAAAGGCCCACAGAGUGAUGGUACUAGUGAAGAAUCAGAGCUCGAGUUGAGGCUUAAUGAAUCUGAGACAGAGAAGUUCAACAUCAAACAAAUGAAAGACUUGUUUGAACAAAAAGCUGCUCAGCUCUUAACUGAGAUAGUUGACAUCAAAUCUCGUUAUGAUGAGGAGAAAAGCAUGAGAGAAGCACUGGAGCAAAGGCUGACCAAAUUAAACCAAGAUCUGCAGAAAGAGAAACAGGAGAAAGAGAAACUGGCGGCAGAACUGCUCCAGAGGCCCGGAGUGGAAGACGUGGAGGUGUUGAAGAAAGAGCUGGUGCAGGUGCAGACGCUCAUGGACAACAUGACCCGUGAGAGGGAGGAGGAGUCAGAGCGCCUCAAGAGCCAAUACGAACAGCUGCAGGCCAACUUCACUACCUCAGAGAUUCAUAAACUGGAGAAAACGAUUGCUCAGUUGAAGGCAGAACUGGAGAAGGGUCCUCAGGAGGCAGCGGUCUACACCCAACAAAUCCACCAAUUACAGAGCAGCCUCAACAACUACCAGCAGCAGACCCAGCUUUUGACAGAUAAGUUAUCUCGUAAGGAGAAGGAGAAUCAGGAACUUGAUGAGCGUCUGAGUCAGGAGCAGGCCUCUAAAAAGAGUCUUCAGGCUAGUCUGCACCAGAAAGACCUGGAGCUCCAGGAGAGCCAAGCCCGGGUGUCAUCGGGAGAGUCAGCUCUUAGUCGGGUGCAGGCUGAAUUGACCGAACGUGGGGAGGAGGCUACACGACUAAGACGGGAACUCGGUGAGCUGGAGAAGAACCACCAGGAGGUGAAGGCAGAGAGGAAGCAACUUCAACAGCAGAGAGAAGAUAAAGAAACCCAGGGUCUGCAGCAGCAAAGUGAGAUCAGCCAGCUGCAUGCGAAGCUGCUGGAAACCGAGCGUCAGUUGGGGGAGCUGCAGGGACGACUGAAAGAGCAGAGACAGCUGUCAGGAGAGAAACUCAAAGAUCGGGAACAGCAGGUGGCAGACCUGCAGCUUAAACUCUCCCGCUCGGACGAGCAGUUAAAGGAGAGCUCUACCAAGUCUACUGACCUGCAGCAUCAGCUGGACAAAUCCAAACAGCAGCACCAAGAACUGCAAACACUUCAACAGAGCACUAAUGGGAAACUUAGGGAAGCACAGAAUGACCUGGAGCAGGUGUUGCGUCAGAUCGGGGACAAGGACCAGAAGAUCCAGAACCUUGAAGCUCUGCUGCAGAAGAGCAAGGACAGCGUGAGCCAGCUGGAGGCAGAGAGAGAGGAUCUGUGUGCUAAGAUCCAGGCCGGUGAAGGAGAGGCAGCUGUGCUGAAUCAGCUGAAAGAGAAAAAUCACUCACUACAGGAACAGAUUACGCAGCUGACCGACAAGCUCAAGAACCAGUCAGAGAGCCACAAACAGGCUCAGGACAACCUUCACGAGCAGGUGCAGGAGCAGAAAACCCAUCUGCGCUCAGCACAAGACCGCUGCCAGAGUCUAGAGACCACCAUCUCUGAGCUUACCACACAGCUCACAGAGAGCAAAGAGAAGAUUGCCCAGCUAGACACACAGCUAAAGGCCAAGACUGAGAUGCUGUUGUCUGCUGAAGCAGCAAAAAAUGCCCAGAGAGCUGACUUGGAGAACCACCUAGAGACUGCCCAGAAUGCAUUGCAAGAUAAGCAACAAGAGUUGAGUAAAGUGCAGGCUCAGCUGGAGGAGCAGGGCCGCAGGCUGCAGGAGAAGCAGGAGCAGUGCUCUCAGCUGGAGACCAGUCUGAAGGAUAGCCGAGACAAACUGCUGACUGCAGAGCAGAGGAUAGAGACACUGGAGACCCAGACCAAGAAAGUAGAGGUAGAAUUAACUGAACUCCGCUCUGGAAGAGAACAGGCUCAGAAGGAGCAGCAGAUGCGGAAGAAGCAGAUCAGUGAGCUGGAGAUGAAGACAAAGGAGCUGAACCGUCUUUUAGACUCUGAGAAACAAGGUGCUGCCACCCAGCAAGAGGAGUUGAAGAAGAAAACAUCAGCCCUCUCUGAAACAAAACAACAGCUGGAGAAAGCAGAGCAGGAGCGAGUAACCCUGCAGGCCAGCCUGGAUAAACUGACUCAGGAGGGUCAGAAGCGGCAAGCAGAGCUGGAUAAGAAAGUUCAGGGACUGAGUGCAGAUCUUAAGAAAGCUCAGGAGGAGAAGGAAGCUCUGACUAAAGAAAUGGCAACGGUGAAAGAGGCUCUGAGCACAGCUUCUAAAGCUCUCAAAGAGAGCCAGACUCAAUUAGAGGCAGAGAAGAGAACCAGCAAGGCCACUUUGGAGGAGAAGGAGAAGUUUUAUCAGAAAACACAGCAAGAGCUUCAGAAAAACACAGAGACCGCUUCUAAAGAGCUCAGCCAUGUCAAAGGUCAGCUGGAGAAAUCGAUAGAGGCAGAAAAGGGGUUUCAAUCUCAGUUUAUCGCACUGAACACUCAACUGAAACAGUCUCAAGAUACGCUGAAAGAGAAAGAAAACAGUGUACAGCAGCUAAAGACAGAGCUGAAGACAACACAGGGUUCUUUAGGCCAGGAGGUGAAGAAGUUUAAGGCACAAGUGUCCGAGCUGCAGACUUCACUCACUAAAAAGACUGAAGAGGAGGCAAAGCUGAAGGAGCAGGUGACGACAUUGUCUAAAGAUCUCCACUCUGAGAAGAAUCGCUGUGCAGAGCUGCAGAAGACCAGUGACAGCACCAAAGAAAGUCUUGCCGCUCUUCAGUCUGAUUACUACGGCAAAGAGUCUGAGCUCUCUGCUGUACGCCAGGACCUCAAGGUGUGUGAGGAGAAGCUGGUUCUAGCUCAGGAGGAGCUGGUGGCUAACAGAAACCAGCUUAGUGCUCAUGAAACCCAGAUCCAGGAGCUACAGACGGCCCGCACAGAGAUGGAAAAAGGCCUCAGCAAGAGAGACGAGAAAAUCAAACAACAGGUGGAGGCUCUACAGAAGCUCCAACAACAACAGGAACAAACUGAGGAGCAGCUGAAGAAGGAGAAGGCUCAGUGCAAAGAGCUCAAAGAGUGCCAGAGCGUUCUGGAGAAGGACAAAAACAAACUGUCUGCUGAUCUUAAAGCCCUGACUGAGAAGAAUGAGAAGGAGCUGAAGGAGCUCCAGGCGGCGAAGCAGCUGCUGAUCCAGCAGAAGGUGGAGAUGCAGGGGAAGGUGGAGGCGGCUCAGGCAUCUCUGGAGAAGGAACAAAGAGAGCAUCAGAAGACCAGAGACUCCAUCAAACACAAACAGCAGCAGCUCAAAGCUGAGACAGAUAAAUUACAACAGCAACUGGCAUCAGAAAUGAAGGCUAAAGAGGAGGUGGAGAAGCAGAGGGAAGAGGCGGAGGUGAAGAUGUCUAUGCAGGUGGCGGCACUGAACGAGAACGUGGCGACACUGAAGCGAGAGUGGCAGAGCAGCCAGAGGAGGGUGGGUGAGCUGGAGAAACAGAUGGAUGAGCUGAGAGGGGAGAUUGCCGUGCUGGAGGCCACCGUCCAGAACAACCAGGAUGAGAGAAGAGCACUGCUGGAGAGGUGUGUUCAGGGGGAAGGUGAGAUUGAAAAGCUUCAGGCUAAGAUGUUGGAGAUGCGCAGGAAGUUGGAUGACACUACAGCCGCCAUGCAGGAGCUUGGCAGGGAGAACCAGUCUUUACAGAUAAAACAGUCGCAGUCUCUCACGCGAAAGUGGGCAGAAGAUCAUGAGGUGCAGAAUUGUAUGGCUUGCGGGAAAGGCUUCUCUGUCACUGUCAGAAAGCACCACUGUCGACACUGCGGUAACAUCUUCUGUGCGGAGUGCUCCGCCCACUGCGCCCUGACGCCCUCCUCCAAGAAGGCUGUCCGAGUGUGCGACAGUUGCUUCGAGGAGCUCCAGGGCUGAUCUCCCCUCCCUCCCAAACCCCCGUCCCCCGCAGCCCUCUCUGCACCCGCUCGCCCUGACCUCUCCCGAGGGAACACGAGCAACCAGGAGAGGCCAGCAGAGGGCAGACGCAGAAGCCGCGGGGAGCGCUGAGGAACAGCACGUCACGGUGGUCACUCGAUGCUGCCAAUCAGAUAGAGGGAACACUAAAUUAACCCGGCCAGAGCGGCUGUCCUCAUCUGUCCAGUGCCUUUGCCACUUAUGGGGCCACUUUGAGACCCAGAGGAAUCAAAAGGGAGGAACCUCUUGAGCAGAUGUAAAAUUUGUAAUAUAAAAAUCAGUUUUGUGCUAAAGCACAGCAGCUUUGGCACUCGGGAUUGAGUUUUGCGUUAAAAGAUUUGAGUGUAAGAGACGGGGGAUCGGAGCGAAUCUGUGUAGAACCAAAGCAGGGUCCUUAUUUGAUAUAUCAUAUUUGUAAGUAAAUGUACAGACAAAAGAGGCACAUGUGAAUAAUUCAGAUAUAACUGUCACUCGAUGGAGACUUUAUCAUUGUUCAUUCAGUGUGGGCAUGUUAACAAGGUAUGUGGGUGUUACGUACAUGCUUGCUUUGCUGCUCUUAUGUCUGUUGAAAUGAAACACUUGAUGUUUGUUUUGCAUUCAUAAUCUCACCAGUACAAGUUGGUGAUUCUUUUAAAGAUUUACGCACACAAAUAUGUCUUUUUUUUGUUUUCUUUUAUCAAUUUGUACAUGUUGGAUGUACAUGUUGCCCUGCUUUUAAGCAAUAACCGUGCAUUGGGUUUGAUUGUGUGAUAGUGUAUUGAAAAUGAAUGACGGACCGCUGAUUGUGUUUGAAAUAUCAGCUGCUACAAUUCUCUUCAACUUGAGAGGUUUCUCUCAUUUCCCGCGAGCCAACACUUUAUACUAAAUGGCGUAGUUCACCUAAAAAAGUUCCGUUGUCAUUUAUUCCCCUUCAUGUUAUUCUAAACCUGUAUGAGAUUUUCUGUGAGGAAUAUAAAGGUAGACAUUUUGAAGAGUGUUUAGAUCCAAACAUUGACUUCCAUUGUAUGUUUGACCUUACGAUGAAAGUCAAUAGGCAAUAUCAUAUUAUUUUUUAAGUUGAAAAAAUAACGUCCAUACAAUGAAACUCAUUGGGAACCAAAACUAUUUUACAACUUUACAAAAAAAUAAGUAUUUUGUUGUAUGUCUUUUAUGUUUAGUUACCAAAAUGCAUUUUUUAAAACGUAUAUUUUAAAGAAUGUUGAGAAGCAAACGGUACCUUGGAUGCUUGUCAAAUCAAAGUCAGUAGGAACUGAAACUCAGAACAUUGUCUUUUUUCUGUUUGUUUUGCAGAACACAAAAGAAGAUAUUUAAAAAAAGAUAAUAACUAAGAAAAAGUCGACUGCUUACCAGCAUUCUUCAAAGCAUCUUAUUGUAUGCCUUGUUUGUGUUUUAGUUACCAGCAUUCUGUUUUGUGGGUUAAAAAAGAAGAUAUUUUGAAGAAUGUUGAGAAUCAAACUUAAACAUUAUCCGUACAAUGAAAGUCAAUGGGAGCUGAAACUCUUUAAUUCACAAUAUCUCAUAAAACUCAAAGUGCAAAAUUUAAUAUUUUUUGGUGAACUGUUCCUUUAUUAGAAGCUGAAAGUGUUGUGAGCGUCCUUGUAAGCGCUUGGCGUAGAACUAAAUGUGAGCGAGUGCGCUGUAAAGUAUGCUUCACCGCAUGUGGUUUAUGCCAUUGCCACAUUCUGAUGUUUUUGCUUUGCCGAAUAGAUUGUACGCGGCUUGCGGCGUCGGUGCCACUGUUUGCUGUCGGGUAUUGAUUGCUUCCUGUUUGUAUCGGUAGAUGGAUUCAGGAGCGUAACGCAUAGUGAUUCAUAUGUAUCCCAGGAUGAAUCAAAAGUGUCUCAGGAUGUUUCGCGCUCAUCACCAGCUCAGUCAUGUGACCUGAUUUCAGAAAAUCGAAUAGUUAUGAAUAACAGCCCUUUAAUUGAUGUGUGCUGCAGUCGACGACAGUACGAUAGAAGCCACUCGGUGCCAUGUAACUGGUCAAAACCCUUCAUCUGACAUCACUUCCUGUUUUCUCUGACCGUUAACAAUGCUGUAAUUAUUAGCAAAGUGUUUGAAGAAAAACAGGUUGUGCAGCUUGCAAAUAAAGCUAAUUUGUGACCGCAUAUGCAAAGUGCAUCACUUGUAGGUUUUUGGAUCAGCACUACUCACUAACAGUAUCUGUUAUAUGGUUGUCACGCAUUAUUAUUAUGGAUUGAUUCAUAUAUUUUGAUGUGCUGAACAGCAGGGUGUUCACGUUCAUGUUGUGGUAAUGUGUUUGUGUGCCUUAUAUCAAGGUUCGUUUCUGUCACGUGUGCAUUUUUGAAAGAAGACAGGCACUGGAAGAAAAAUCUAUCGGAGUAUAGUAAAUGAGUUAAAAAGUUUUAAUAAAUAUUGCAUCAUAGUGAAUGUGAUUUCAGGUUAAUUGGUUUGUUUGCCUGAAGGUUCUGACUCAAACGAAAAGCAUCUGAACUACGUCACCACCCAAGAUUUUUUGUUGAGGAAAAAAAAAAAUUGUUCAAUGGUAUUGUUUUCUAAAUUUUCAUCAUGUUUAAAAGUAAAUAAUAAACUAGCUGUUUCUAUUUUC